This is a messenger RNA of Trichoderma virens Gv29-8, 2054 nucleotides long. Its product is annotated as glycoside hydrolase family 71 protein. Gene Ontology annotation, molecular function: glucan endo-1,3-alpha-glucosidase activity. The record is from RefSeq and is a predicted model, not a curated record. The coding region runs from base 7 to 1908 and encodes 633 amino acids. Gene Ontology annotation, biological process: mating projection tip cell wall disassembly. The transcript has 4 exons. Lineage: Eukaryota; Fungi; Ascomycota; Sordariomycetes; Hypocreales; Hypocreaceae.
UUGUCAAUGUUGCGCGUUUUCGGCCGCCUCGGGCUCGGCGCCCUUGCCGCCGCAGCUCUAUCUGCUCUCAGCAGUGCUGCUCCCGCCAACGUCGCAAUUCGGUCUCUAGAGGAGCGCGCAUCUUCUGCUGAUCGUCUCGUUUUCUGCCACUUCAUGAUUGGCAUCGUCGGUGACCGUGGCAGCUCGGCAGACUAUGAUGACGAUAUGCAACGAGCUAAAGCCGCUGGCAUUGACGCCUUUGCUCUAAAUAUCGGCGUUGAUGGCUAUACUGACCAGCAGCUCGGUUAUGCAUAUGAUUCUGCUGAUCGUAAUGGCAUGAAAGUCUUUAUUUCAUUUGAUUUCAAUUGGUGGAGCCCUGGCAAUGCGGUCGGUGUUGGUCAGAAGAUUGCGCAAUAUGCCAACCGUCCCGCCCAGCUCUAUGUCGAUAACCGACCUUUCGCCUCUUCUUUCGCCGGUGACGGUCUGGAUGUAAAUGCGUUGCGCUCUGCUGCAGGCUCCAACGUUUAUUUUGUGCCCAACUUCCACCCUGGGCAGUCUUCUCCCUCAAACAUUGAUGGUGCCCUGAACUGGAUGGCCUGGGAUAAUGACGGAAAUAACAAAGCUCCCAAGCCAGGCCAAACUGUCACAGUGGCAGACGGCGAUAACGCUUACAAAAACUGGUUGGGUGGCAAGCCCUAUCUAGCACCUGUCUCCCCAUGGUUUUUCACCCAUUUCGGCCCCGAAGUUUCAUAUUCCAAGAAUUGGGUCUUCCCAGGCGGUGCUCUUAUUUAUAACCGGUGGCAACAAGUCCUGCAGCAGGGCUUCCCCAUGGUUGAAAUUGUUACUUGGAAUGAUUAUGGCGAGUCUCACUAUGUCGGGCCGCUUAAGUCUAAGCAUUUUGACGAUGGCAAUUCUAAAUGGGUCAACGAUAUGCCCCAUGAUGGAUUCUUGGAUCUUUCUAAGCCCUUCAUUGCAGCAUAUAAGAACAGGGAUACCGAUAUUUCCAAGUACGUCCAAAACGAGCAGCUUGUCUACUGGUAUCGCCGCAACUUAAAGGCACUGGACUGCGACGCAACCGACACCACCUCUAACCGUCCAGCCAAUAAUGGAAGUGGUAAUUACUUUAUGGGACGUCCCGACGGCUGGCAAACUAUGGAUGAUACCGUUUACGUUGCUGCACUUCUCAAGACUGCCGGCACCGUCACGGUCACGUCUGGCGGAACCACUCAAACGUUCCAGGGCAACGCCGGAGCCAACCUGUUUCAAAUCCCUGCCAGCAUUGGUCAACAAAAGUUUGCUCUUUCUCGUAACGGCCAGACUGUCUUUAGUGGCACCUCUUUGAUGGAUAUCACCAAUGUCUGCUCCUGCGGCAUCUACAACUUCAACCCAUAUGUGGGUACUAUUCCAGCUGGCUUUGAUGACCCUCUACAAGCCGACGGUCUUUUCUCUCUGACUAUCGGAUUGCAUGUCACAACUUGCCAGGCUCGACCCUCUCUCGGAACCAACCCUCCUGUCACCUCUGGUCCCGUGUCCUCGCUUCCCGUUUCCUCCACCACUCGCGCAUCCUCACCUCCCAUUUCUUCAACCCGCGUCUCUUCUCCUCCUGUGUCUUCUCCCCCAGUUACUUCUCGCUCAAGUUCUUCUGCCCCACCAGUCAGCACGCCACCGCCCGGUCAGGUCUGCGUUGCCGGCACCGUUGCUGACGGUGAGUCGGGCAACUACAUUGGUUUGUGCAAUUUCAGCUGCAACUUCGGUUACUGUCCGCCAGGACCGUGCAAGUGUACCGCCUAUGGUGCUCCCAUCUCUCCACCGCCAUCCAAUGGGCGCAACGGCUGCCCUCUGCCUGGAGAAGGCGAUGGUUAUCUGGGCCUGUGCAGUUUCAGUUGCAACCAUUCUUAUUGUCCCCCAACGGCAUGCCAAUACUGCUAGAAAACAUCUAUCACAGUACAAGCAUGGGGAGGUGAUUGAAGGAUCUGUCAGCUGUAGUUUCCAGUGGGCAGAAGUUGUGAAAUAAGAGUUUAAAUAAGUAAAAUGUGAGUGUUAUAUAUUGUCAAUACAGGUUUUAUAUGCUCUUC